Messenger RNA from Lathyrus sativus (Indian pea), 1620 nucleotides. Lineage: Eukaryota; Viridiplantae; Streptophyta; Magnoliopsida; Fabales; Fabaceae. The record is from the annotation of a GenBank genome assembly.
AUGGACGUGGAGGAAACUGGGAGGUUGGUGGAUUUAGACCCAGAUAUGUUGCAGCUUCAAGAGGUGUCUCCUCUUGCACUGAAAUCGAAUCUCUAUGUUGCUGAGGAGCUAUACUCGCAGUGGCUUUCACUUCCAGAUACUUGUCGCCUGAUUAAGUCAUUGCUUGCUGACGCAAAAGCUGGAGUUCCCUUUAGUGCACCCGAGAGCUCAACAAGUACAAAUGCUCUUUCAAUCAACCCAUUACCUUCCUUAUUUCCUGCUGGGAGUACACCGCCACUUUCACCACGCAGUUCAUCUGGUUCGCCACGGACCACGAAGCAGAGAACUAGCCCUUCUUCAUUAGGUUCUCCACUAAAAGUAGUCCGUGAAUCUGUUAGGGAAAUCAUUCCUCAGUUCUACUUCAAAAAUGGCCGUCCACCUCCAAAUGAAAUGAAAGACCAUUUCAUGUUUCAAGUUGAUAAUCGAUUUUACAGUCAUAUGGAUGGUUUGCAAUUACUUGAAUUCAAGUCUUUUACGAAAGAGAUAUGCAAAAUUCCCUCGUUUUUCUCCACCAUUCUUUUCAAAAAGAUUGAUGUCAAUUUUACAGGAACCAUAACAAGGGAUCAAUUUAUUGACUAUUGGAUUCGAGGCAACAUGUUAGCUAAGGAUUUACCGACACAAAUAUACACCUUACUGAAGCAGCCACAUCAAGCAUACCUUGUACAGGAUGAUUUCAAACCUAUCUUGAGGGAACUAUUGUCCUCUCAUCCUGGAUUGGAGUUUUUGCAAAGCACACCUGAAUUUCAGGAGCGAUAUGCCGAGACUGUCAUAUAUAGAAUAUUUUACUACAUGAAUAGAUCUGGAAAUGGCCGACUUACUCUCAGGGAGUUGAAACGUGGGAACCUAAUUGAUGCCAUGCUGCACGUAGAUGAAGAAGAGGAUAUUAAUAAAGUUCUGAGGUACUUCUCCUAUGAACAUUUCUACGUCGUUUACUGCAAAUUUUGGGAGCUCGACACAGAUCACGACUUUUUCAUUGACAGAGAAAACCUUAUUAAAUAUGGGAACCAUUCUCUUACAUAUCGGAUUGUUGAUAGAAUUUUUUCUCAGGUUCCGCGGAAAUUUAGUAGUAAAGUUGAAGGAAAGAUGAACUACGAAGAUUUUGUUCAUUUCAUACUUGCAGAGGAAGAUAAGUCAUCUGAACCUAGUCUGGAAUACUGGUUCAGAUGCAUCGAUUUAGAUGGAAAUGGAGUGUUGACACCAAAUGAAAUGCUGUUCUUUUACGAGGAGCAGCUGCACCGGAUGGAAUGCAUGGCCCAAGAGCCGGUGCUCUUCGAAGAUAUCUUAUGUCAGAUUGUUGAUAUGAUUGGACCCGAGAAUGAAGGAUAUAUCACAUUACGAGAUGUGAAAAGCAGCAAACUUUCUGGAAAUGUUUUCAACAUUCUUUUCAAUCUCAACAAGUUCAUCGCGUUUGAAUCUCGUGAUCCAUAUCUUAUACGUCAGGAACGCGAGGAUCCAAAUAUGACAGAGUGGGACCGGUUUGCACACAGGGAGUAUAUUAGGCUUUCUGUGGAAGAAGAUGGGGAAGACAUGUCUAAUGCCAGUGGAGAUGUCUGGGAAGAAUCACUUGAGGCCCCUUUCUGA